Colletotrichum phormii is the source of this 2829-nucleotide messenger RNA. Its product is annotated as glycoside hydrolase superfamily. Gene Ontology annotation, molecular function: chitinase activity. The transcript is spliced from 2 exons. Gene Ontology annotation, biological process: carbohydrate metabolic process. NCBI's taxonomy places the organism in Eukaryota, Fungi, Ascomycota, Sordariomycetes, Glomerellales, Glomerellaceae. The record is from RefSeq and is a predicted model, not a curated record. Gene Ontology annotation, cellular component: extracellular region. The coding region runs from base 202 to 2817 and encodes 871 amino acids.
CUUUCCUGAUUUCCUCACUCCAUCUCUGUUCCUGUCGAGAAGCUAGAGACGGUGUGUGUUCACCAUCUUGCGAACGUUCGUGUUUGCGUCCUUUCUUUGAUCCUAGAUCACAUCUACACUCUUUCCACGGCCUCGGCCACCUUACGAUCGUUGCGAAUUACGUACAAAAACACUUAAUUCUCUAAUUCUACCACUACAAACAUGCUCUUCAGCAAGUCAUUCAUUGCCGCCGCCGCGGCCAUCAGCCCGGCCCUGGCUCAUUCUUCCUCACGGACAACCACAAGUGCCUCGCCACUUCUUGGACUCAACCUGUACUGGGGACAGUACGGCCAGCCUACCGACCGCCUCUCAACCUACUGUGACGCUCCCGGCGUCACCUCCGUCUCUCUGUCCUUCGUCACAUACUCCCCCAAGAACAGCGCUGGAUACCCCGGUACCAACUUCGCCGGCCACUGCGGCGGCGAAGUCUAUCACAAGAACCCCAAGACUGGCGAAGACACCAAGUUGAUCAUGAACUGUGACUACGUCAAGAAGGAUAUUCAGUACUGCCAAGCCAAGGGCAUCAAGAUUCUCCUGGCUAUUGGUGGCUACUGCCCUACCGGAGGCCCCUGCAGCUACGACAUUGACAGUGAGCAGGACGGUCAUGAGUUCGGUGAUUUGUUGCACAAGACUUUUGGUCCUUACGAUCAGGGCUGGAACGGACCUCGUCCUUUUGAUAUCAGCGAGACCGAGCACGUUGCUGUCGACGGUUUCGACUUUGACCUGGAGUUCAAGUAUCCCGACCAAAAGCCCUGGAUCAAGAUGGUUGAGAAGCUCCGCAGCUGUGGAAUCUACCACAUUUCUGCCGCUCCUCAGUGCCCGACGUCAGACACCUGGUUCCAGCUCAAGGAGCUCAUCUACAACGCCCAGUUCGAUUCCCUCUUCAUCCAGUUCUACAACAACCCGGGCUGCCAAGUCACCGACACCCCCAACUACGACGACUGGGAGACGGUCAUUUCUCAGACCUCCAAGAGCAAGGAUGCGAAGCUCUACAUUGGCGUCCUCGCCAGCGUCGAGUCCGGAUGGAACGGUUAUGCUCCUCCUUCCACCAUCAAGGAUUUGAUCUGCAAGUACCAGAGCAAGCCGCACUUUGGAGGUGUUUCUAUCUGGGAUGCUACCCGUGGCGCCAUCAACCAGAUCAACGGCCAGUCGUUCCACGAGGCCAUUGCUGAUGCUAUCAAGUACGGUUGCAACCCCAUCCCUGCCAAGACCUCCAUCAUCAGCAUCUCGACUUCGACUUCGUCCUUGGUGUCUUCCACCAGCACCUCUUCUGCCAUCGUUUCCACCACUUCGACAAGCUCCAGCUCCAGCUCCAGCUCCAGCUCCGCGUCCUCAAGCUCCAGCCAGUCCGCCUCGGCAUCCGUUUCUGCUUCUGCCUCAUCCUCUGCUUCCGCGUCGGCCACUGUCUCAGCAUCAGCGUCUGCCUCUGCCUCCGGCUCUGCUUCCGGCUCCGCUCCUGGCUCAGCGUCUGGCUCAGCGUCUGGCUCAGUAUCAGCGUCUGCCUCGGUCUCGGCCUCAGCUUCUCUCACCUUCUUUGGCAACUCUUCGGCGUCCGCCACCGGAUCUGCUUCGUCUCGCAUCAUCACAUCCUUGAGCGCCAACGCCACUGCCACUGCUAGCGCUUCGGCGACCAAGUCUGCUACUGUCUCCGACACUUGCGACGAGGACGACGAGGACUUCCCCACCACCACGAUGGGCAACUCCCAUACUGCCACUGCCACUGCCACUGGCUCAGCAAAUGCAACCAAGACUGCCUCGGGAAGCAUCACCGACAAGGCCACUGGCCCUGCCACUGGUUCUGCUACCGGGCCCGCCCAGAACUCCUUGACGGUUUCCAUCUCAGACAAGCCCAGCGGCAGCAAAUCAGCUAUCGAGUCCGCCAAGAACACACUCAGUGCCCCCGAGCAGCUGACCACGAGCACGGUUUUCACCACCAAGAUCACCACCGUCACUUCUUGCAAGCCCGAUGUGCCCUGCACUAAGGGCGCGGUUGUGACCGAGACCAUCCCGUGGUAUACCACUGUCUGCCCCGUCACGGCAACGGCGGACGACGUUGCCGUACCCACGAUCAGCCCUCCCCCUCAAUGGGUCACCAGCACAGUCUACACUACCAAUACCUACACCAUCACAUCCUGCGCUCCUGAUGUGCCCAACUGCCCUGUCGGCCAAGUCACGACUAAGGUCGUCCCUGCCUACACCACCGUCUGCCCGUACACUGAGACGACUCCCGGUAGCACUAAGCCUUCAGGCGACGUUCCCAACCCUCCCAAGCCUUCCGGCGACGUUCCUCAGCCUCCUAAGCCUACCGGCGAUGUUCCCAAGCCUACUGGCGGUCAAGGAGGAAACAAGCCCUCUGGCGAUAUUCCCCAGCCUCCCAAGCCUACUGGGGAUGCUCCCAAGCCCUCCGGUAGCCAAGGAGAGAGCAAGCCCUCGGGCGACGUGCCUCAGCCUCCUAGGCCUACGGGUAGCCAGGGUGGCAGCAAGCCUUCUGGCGACAUUGUUCCCCCCAAGCCUACCGCAACCCCCGUUGUCCCUGGCAAGGAGGACGAUUCGACGACUUUCAUCUACAAGACCCUGACGGUCCCUGUCACGAUUGGCAAAUACAACUCCACACUCGCGGGUACCGGCUCCAACUACAAGCCCACCUCCACGGGCGGGUUCCCCAGCUACACAACGGCUGCUGCCGUCCCCAGCAAGCCUGUACAGGCUGGGGCUGCCAAGAUUGGGGCUUUCGGAGUCGGUGGCUUCGCCGCCCUUGCCGUUGCUCUUCUUCUAUGAAGUGUGUGAGAG